Meyerozyma guilliermondii ATCC 6260 is the source of this 768-nucleotide messenger RNA. RefSeq lists its product as uncharacterized. Lineage: Eukaryota; Fungi; Ascomycota; Pichiomycetes; Serinales; Debaryomycetaceae. The coding region runs from base 1 to 768 and encodes 255 amino acids. The record is from RefSeq and is a predicted model, not a curated record. The transcript has a single exon.
AUGGAAUGCCACGAGUUUGCCCCCGGAAUGUGGUUGGGGACAUAUCAGCUGUUCGAGCUGGUAGCGAUGACCCGUCACAACUUUAAACUCGUGAUUAAUUGUUCUCCCACUUACAAAUUUUUGGCACAUUUAGAAAACUCUAACAUGGCUAUUUCUUCAGAUGUGAUUAUGGUGAGUUUGGACCCUGGUUUUUCCACCGACAAUUUCUCGCCGGACGAGCUGGAGAGGUUGAUGGAGUAUAUCACGCGUCUUAACCGCGUUCUUCAAAACUAUAUUGGUCAUUUUUAUGGUCUCAAUUCCAGAGCCCACAAUCUCAUCCACCCAAUGCCCAAUGGCCGUCCGUUCUCCAUGCUGCUGCCGGUGUUGAGUGGUAGUUUGAAACCACAUUUGUUUUCUCUCAAUCGUUUAAUCAAGCUUUUACGCCAUGUCGACGAUACCAUUGAAGUGGCGAUUGUUCUGAGUGAAAACUUUAACCUGGUUGCCACGGGGUUGGCCAUGUCGUACUUGAUGGACCACUACGGGCUCAAUUAUGGUGCCAGUUACAACCGUUUGGUUGCACGGACCGACGGAGUUUGUCCUCUCAACCCCAGCUUCUACGACGACUUGUUGGUGAUUGAGGCGGUGCGCCAGUUCAGCACGGAAAACAACGCCAUCAAGCACAACAGCACCGUGCUCACGACACACUGUAAACUCAAGCGCAAAAAUGAUGACGACGACUUGUACAGUCAUAAGCGUCGCACAGGUGAUGAUGUAUUAUAUGUAGACUAG